CCCACUCAGCCAGGCUAGUUGAGUACAGCGGAGCACAGCAAAGCCCUCCUGACAUCAUGGGACUCACACACGACCCCAACUUCCACAAGCUGCAGGACUGGUACACAGCCCACGCCUUGAACCUCAACAUGAGGCAUAUGUUUGAGGCUGACCAGGAGAGAUUCAACAAAUUCAGUUUAUCAUUGAAGACAGACGAUGGAGACAUUCUUCUGGAUUACUCCAAGAAUCUCAUCACAGAGGAAGUUAUGAAGAUGUUGGUUGAUCUGGCUAAGUCAAGAGACAUUGAGGCUGCCAGACAGAAGAUGUUCAAUGGAGACAAGAUCAACUUCACUGAGGGCCGCGCUGUGCUCCAUGUGGCUCUGAGGAAUCGUUCCAACACUCCCAUCAUGGUUGAUGGAAAGGAUGUGAUGCCAGAGGUCAACAAGGUUCUGGAGAAGAUGAAGGGCUUCUGCCAUAGAGUUCGCAGCGGUGAGUGGAAGGGCUACACAGGAAAGGCCAUCACAGAUGUUGUCAAUGUCGGCAUCGGAGGCUCUGACCUUGGCCCCCUGAUGGUGACGGAGGCUCUGAAGCCUUAUUCAAAGGGUGGACCUCGUGUGUGGUUCGUGUCCAAUAUUGAUGGAACACACAUCGCCAAAACCCUGGCACAGCUCAACGCUGAGACAACCCUCUUCAUUAUCGCAUCCAAGACAUUCACCACCCAAGAGACCAUUACCAAUGCUGAGUCAGCCAAAGCAUGGUUCCUUGAACAUGCCAAAGAUAAAGCUGCUGUUGCCAAGCACUUCGUUGCCUUGUCUACCAAUGCUCCCAAAGUGAAGGACUUCGGCAUCGACACAGAAAACAUGUUUGAGUUCUGGGAUUGGGUUGGUGGUCGUUUCUCUUUGUGGUCUGCCAUUGGAAUGUCCAUUGCUCUGCAUAUUGGCUUCGACAACUUUGAAAAACUUCUCUCAGGAGCUCACUGGAUGGACAACCACUUCCGCACUGCUCCUCUAGAUAAGAACGCUCCCGUCCUUCUGGCUCUGCUGGGUAUCUGGUACAUCAACUUCUUCCAUGCUGAGACCCAUGCUAUGCUGCCUUAUGACCAGUACAUGCACCGUUUCACCGCCUACUUCCAGCAGGGUGACAUGGAGUCAAAUGGAAAGUACAUCACUAACCAUGGGUCCCGUGUAAACUACCACACUGGUCCAAUAGUGUGGGGGGAACCUGGAACCAACGGACAGCACGCCUUCUAUCAGCUCAUCCAUCAAGGAACACGUAUGGUGCCUGCUGACUUCCUGAUCCCAGCUCAGACACAACACCCCAUCAGAGACAGCCUACACCACAAGAUCUUGUUGGCCAACUUCUUGGCCCAGACGGAGGCUCUGAUGAGGGGCAAGACCACUGAGGAGGCCAGGAAGGAGCUGGAGGCCAGCGGCCAGAGCGGAGAAGCUCUGGAAAAGAUCCUGCCACACAAAGUAUUCCAAGGAAACAGGCCAACCAAUUCAAUUAUCUUCAAGAAACUGACCCCAUACACACUUGGAGCUCUUAUCGCCAUGUAUGAGCACAAGAUCUUCAUCCAGGGUGUGAUGUGGGAGAUCAACAGUUUUGACCAGUGGGGAGUGGAACUGGGCAAACAGCUGGCAAAGAAGAUCGAGUCUGAGCUCAAAGACACCACAGAGGUCCACUCCCACGACUCCUCCACCAAUGGACUCAUGAACUUCCUCAAGAAGAACUUUGCCUGAGCUGCGUCUCAAUAACUUUCCGCCACAACGUUAUCCGUCUUGUCGGCUCCACGGAUGAGGAGACUCACAGAGGCAGCUGGCCGCUCCCACACAGUCGAGCUGAAGCAUUCUAUGUUUGUAUUCUUAUUAUGAAUAUCGUGACUGUCUACAGUGCCGUCUUUUCAUGUUUGUUAGUUUGCACAGUGAGUAAUGUGGAAGACAGAGUGGGACGCGCUCUCAUACUGUCUGAGAUUAGACUGUGAAAUAAAUACCUUCACACAAUUA
Messenger RNA from Sphaeramia orbicularis (orbiculate cardinalfish), 1982 nucleotides. RefSeq names its product glucose-6-phosphate isomerase b (gene gpib). Gene Ontology annotation, biological process: glycolytic process; glucose 6-phosphate metabolic process; gluconeogenesis. Gene Ontology annotation, molecular function: carbohydrate derivative binding; glucose-6-phosphate isomerase activity; monosaccharide binding. The coding region runs from base 57 to 1718 and encodes 553 amino acids. Lineage: Eukaryota; Metazoa; Chordata; Actinopteri; Kurtiformes; Apogonidae. Gene Ontology annotation, cellular component: cytosol. The record is from RefSeq and is a predicted model, not a curated record. The transcript is spliced from 18 exons.